GUGAAGGUGAUGCACAAGCAACUCCUGCUGUUCCACAACGCCGUGUCGGCCUACUUCAGCGGCAACCAGACGGCCCUCGAGGCCACCUUGAAGCAGUUCAACAUUAAGCUCCGCAGCCCUAACGCGGCCCCCCCCUCCUGGCUGGAACAGUCUGUUCCCGAGACAACGUUUCAGACAAUUUUCGGAACAUUAAACUCUCCGGCGUCGAAGUAGAAAAGAAGAGAGGGAGAGAAGAAGAUAAAGAGGAAGAGAGAGAAGGAGAGAGA
Molecule: messenger RNA, 266 nt
Organism: Penaeus monodon (black tiger shrimp)
Lineage: Eukaryota; Metazoa; Arthropoda; Malacostraca; Decapoda; Penaeidae
Gene: Arfip
Product: arfaptin-2-like
Biological process (GO): regulation of Arp2/3 complex-mediated actin nucleation; intracellular protein transport
Cellular component (GO): trans-Golgi network membrane
Molecular function (GO): phospholipid binding; protein domain specific binding
Source: RefSeq, a predicted model, not a curated record